AUGAGUUUAUCAGUCGCCCGACCGCUUGUGUCGGUUUACUCUGAGAAGAGCGAGGUGGUCAAAGAUGCAUCUUUGCCCCUUCCAUUCGUGUUCAAGGCACCCAUCAGGCCUGAUUUAGUCAACGAUGUUCAUGUCUCAAUGUCCAAAAACUCGAGACAGGCCUACUGCGUCAGCAAGGAAGCAGGUCACCAAACCAGUGCUGAAUCAUGGGGUACCGGUCGUGCCGUAGCUAGAAUCCCACGUGUCCGUGGUGGUGGUACCCACAGGUCUGGUCAGGGAGCUUUCGGUAACAUGUGUCGUGGUGGUCGUAUGUUCGCGCCAACAAAGCCCUGGCGUAGGUGGCACCGUCGCAUCAAUUUGCGUCAGCGCAGAGCAGCUGCUGCAGCUGCUGUUGCCGCCGCUGGUGUGCCAGCAUUGGUUCAGGCUAGAGGUCACAUCAUUGAAAAAAUCCCAGAGCUGCCCCUAGUUGUGUCCGACAAAGUGCAAGAAAUCAAGAAGACAAAGGAGGCUGUCAUCUUCCUCAGACGCGUUAAGGCCUGGUCUGAUGUCCUUAAGGUAUACAAAUCGCAGCGCCUGCGCGCAGGUAAAGGAAAAAUGCGCAACCGCCGUCGCGUUCAGCGUAAAGGACCCCUAAUUGUCUACUACAAGGACCAGGGUCUCAGCCGCGCUUUCCGCAACAUUCCCGGCGUGGAGAUGCUGAAUGUCAACAAGCUGAACCUGCUGAAACUAGCCCCAGGUGGUCACGUUGGUAGAUUCAUCAUCUGGACCAGAUCCGCUUUCCAAAAACUUGACCCCCUAUUCGGCUCCUGGAAGACACCGUCCAAGGUUAAGAAAAACUUCAACCUUCCUCAACCCAAGAUGGCAAACACUGACUUGACCAGACUGUUGAGGUCUGACGAAAUCAGGAAGGUGCUCCGACCAGCCAACAAACGCGUCGUCCGCUCAACAAGGAAGUUGAAUCCACUUACCAACACUCGCGCGAUGUUAAGACUCAACCCCUACGCCGCAGUUCUUAAGAGGAAAGCCAUCUUGGACCAACAGAGGAGGAAUAACUUGAAGGCAUUGGCUCUGGCUGAGAAGCGAGGCAUCACCUUGCCAAAGACCGACGCAGCCGUCAAGGCGAAUUCCCUUCGCGAACGCCGCCGGAAGGCACUGAAACUUGCGGCAGCCCAAAAGCCCAAGAAGCCCCCAGUAAAGAAGACGCCACCACCACCCCCCAAGAAGAAGGCAGAGAAGAAACCAAGGGUCAAGAAGGUUGCGAAAAAGGGUCCAGCUAAAAAGGACGCAGCGAAGAAAGCCCCCGCUGAGACGCCCGCAGCCAAGUGA
Messenger RNA from Leptosia nina, 1326 nucleotides. The record is from the annotation of a GenBank genome assembly. NCBI's taxonomy places the organism in Eukaryota, Metazoa, Arthropoda, Insecta, Lepidoptera, Pieridae.